Cyprinodon variegatus (sheepshead minnow) is the source of this 1266-nucleotide messenger RNA. Its product is annotated as diablo homolog, mitochondrial-like. Gene Ontology annotation, biological process: neuron apoptotic process; intrinsic apoptotic signaling pathway in response to oxidative stress. Bases 214 to 966 code for a protein of 250 amino acids. The transcript has 6 exons. Gene Ontology annotation, cellular component: mitochondrion. Lineage: Eukaryota; Metazoa; Chordata; Actinopteri; Cyprinodontiformes; Cyprinodontidae. The record is from RefSeq and is a predicted model, not a curated record.
GUAUUCAUUCAACAGACUCUUUACUUUGUGGUAAAGCAUCCAGAAUCCAAACUUUUGGCUUAAAACUGGACUCUUUUCUUCAUUCUACAAAGACAGAUCUUCAGUAAGUUUGCAGGAAUCUGGAUUUAUUGAAAACAGAAAUUCUGCAGUUAUAGCUAAAAAAAAAAUCUAAAAAAUAACCAGCAAGAGCAGCUAAACUAAAUAUUUGCAAAAAUGCAAGCCAUUCGUCAGUGUUCUGCAUGUGCAAGACAUGCUGUAGGAGGACUUGUACGAAAUCAAGAUGUAUCCCUGUUGCAAAGAAGAAGUGCAUCCAGCAUCCGCUACCUCAGCACUUGUGAGAACAGGAGGUCUGGAGUCCAGAAACCCGGAGAACUGACAAACCCAACACACAUCAGCCUGGCCUCUUUAAGUGUUGGCCACGGACUUUGGCAGGUGGAAGAUCUUUCCCAUAACUCACUGAUCAGGAGGGCCGCCUCAGUGCUGACCGACAGCUCGAGUACCUUCCUCUCUCAGGCCACCUUGGCUCUCACGGAAGCGCUAACAGACUACUCAAAGGCUGUGCACUCACGGAUCACUUUUCAAAAACGAUACCUUGCAUCACUGGGCAAGAUGAGUCCAUCGGAGGAGGAAUCCCUCCGGCGGGCAAUCAGUGGCUGGCGUGCAGAGGCUGCUGAGAGACUCAAUGAAUGCAAACAUUAUGACUCAACCUGGAUCAAUGCUGUUAAUAUCUCAAAAAUGGCAGCUGAGGCAGCAUACUCAUCAGGAGCUCAUCAGGCAUCCAUCCUGGUCCAAACAAAUAUUCAGGUGGCACAGUCCCAGGUGGAGGAGGCACGAAAACUGUCAGCAGAGGCCGACAAGAAGCUUGCUGAGACUAAAGUGGAGGAGAUCCAGAGAAUGGCUGAAUACAAUGCUUUUCUGGACGGCAACGAGCAUGAGGUUCAUGAGGCUUAUCUACGGGAAGACUGAGCCAAGCAGAAUAGAAAACCUUGUCAAAGUGCAAUUGAUUUCCUUUGGAAAUUUUGAUAUACCUACAGUGUUUGUUUCCUCUCCCCUUUAACUACUCUCUGGAGUCUGUAGCAUUGUAUAUAUUGAGCAUAUUUAUAUUAACGUGAAAACCGUCUAAUUUUAAAGGGAAAUAACUGAAUAGCACUUUUUAGAGCAUUAACCACUGUAUAACUUUUUAAGUCUAUUUAUUUGAUUUGUGAAUGUUCCACAAUUAAUGAAAUUGAGAAAAAAGGCUCUUGACUGUGAGUCGUAUGAGAAAAA